AUGGAUAAUCGUGGUAAUUAUCGAGAUUCGGAUCGUGACGAACGAGAUCAACGUCGUGAUCCUUCUUCAUCAUCAUCAACUCACCAUACUCGAACUGAAGAAGAAGAAACGACGCAUUAUCGAUCACAAAUUGCUCCGCGUUCAACAAAUAUUACAAAUCGAGUAGCACCUGCAUCAAGCAAUAUUGUUAUGGAGCGUUUCUAUUCGUAUGGAAUCGGUUCUGGUGGUGUUCCACUCAAGCCAGGUGGCAAAUCAGCUGCUGUUGUUGCAAUUCAAGAAAACCGUGAACGCGAAAAACGAGAAUUAACUCAUCUCAAUGAUCGUUUUGCUUCAUACAUUGAACGUGUACGAUAUUUGGAAGCACAAAAUAAAAAGCUUCAAUUAGAACUUGAACAUCUACGUGGAAAAUGGGGUACGCAAACAGGCAAAGUCAAAGAAAUGUAUGAAGUUGAAGUACGUGAAGCUCGUCGUAUUAUUGAUGAAACAGCAAAAGAUCGUGCAGCAGCUGAACUUCGAGCUAAGCGUGCUGAAGAAGAAACAUUAAAAUUUAAAGACAAAUAUGAAACAUUAUUAGCUGGAAGAGACUCCGAUCGACAAAAAAUCGACGUUUUACAAAAACAAUUAGCCGACAACGAAGCUGAUCUUAAUCUGUUUCGACGUCGUUUAGCUGAUUUGGAAGAUGAGCAAAAACGUUAUCGUGCAGAAUCUCAAAAGCUCAUCUUAGAUAUUCAACGUGUGACACAAGAUUUAGAUCAUGAAACGAUUGCACGUGUACAACUUGAAAAUGAAAAACAAAGUCUUGAAGAAGAAAUUAAUUUCUUAAAACAAAUUCAUGCACAAGAAAUAGAAGAAUUAAAACAAGCUAAUUUAGUUGGUACAGCAUUAGACCCAGCAAAUUUUUUUAAACAUGAAUUAUCAAGUGCUAUACGAGAUAUUCGUGAGGAAUACGAACAACUUAAUAAUCAACAACGUGGUGAACUGGAAUCAUGGUAUCGUUUAAAAGUUACACAAGCCGUACAAGAAAUUCAAUCUCGUCGUGCUAUCGAAGCACCAGAUAGUAUUCGUGAGCGAGAAGAAAUGAAGAAAUUACGAACAUUGGUUACGGAUUCAAGAAAAGAUAUUUCAGCCAUGAGACAACGAAAUGGUGAAUUAGAAAAUCGAAUUCAAGAAUUAGAAGAACUUGUUCAAAUUGAACGACGUGAAGGUAUUCAAUCAACCAAUGAACGUGACCGUGAAAUUCAAGAGCUCCGAAGUCGGCUUGAAGAAUUAGGACGUGAUUAUGAUGAGCUUGUUACAACUAAAUCAUCGCUUGAUGCUGAAAUUGCAAUCUAUAGAAAAUUACUCGAAGGAGAAGAAAACCGACAAGGUUUAAAACAAAUAGUUGCAAAUGUUGAAGAGCAAGCUCGUAUCGAAUUCGCUGCGGCUGGUGGAAAUGUUGGUGGCGGCGGAGCUGCUGGUGGCGGUGCUGCUGCCACUGCUGCUACUGGUGGAGCUACAUCUUACUCUUAUUCACGCUCCUAUCGAACAACAAGUGGAGGUCAAGAAUCAGAAGAUCGAUCAUCCACUGAACGAGAUACUAGUGGAAGUCGCCGUGGUCGUGAAAAUACACCAUCUGGCGGUGAUCAUGGUGGUAUACCAACAAAUUCGUCGUAUGAACGUCAUUCUAGUCCACCAUCUUCAAUAUCUGCUGAUAAUAUUCGUGGCAAUAAUGAUCGUUAUCCACCAACCAUUCAUGAAGAAACAAGCCGAAGCAGCAAUGUUGUCAAACGAAUUCGAGAUCAAGGUGAAUCCAUUGAUCGAAGUUCAGGCGGUCGAGCAGGUGCCGAAGGUGACGAUUCAUCAUUAGAAGAUCAAAACGAACGGCGUGAUCGUUUACAAGCACAACGAAAAGAUGACGGUUAUGGUAAAAUUCGUUGUGGUUUUCGUUAUGAUCGAGCACGUGGCAAACUUAUUGUACGUGUAUAUGAAGCACGUGAUUUAAUCAAUACGGAUAAGAAUAGCCUUUCUGAUCCAUAUGUACGCUUAUUACUUCUACCUGACAAACGCAAAAAAACCAAGCGUCGUACAAAGAUCAUCAAAGAUACAUUAGCACCUGUAUUCGAUGAAACCUUCGAAUAUGAUAUAACAUACGAAGAAGCUAAAUUGAAAACAUUAGAUAUUGCAGUUAAAAAUGAUAGAUCACUUUUUUCUACUGAGAAAGUUUACAUGGGUCAAGCAUUAGUUCCAUUGGCGAACUAUAAUAUAGAUGAUGCAAAUUUAUCUGAUGAUUGGUUUACACUCGAAGCUGAAGGCGCGUUGGCUUUACGACUCAAAGCACUCGAUGCAUAA
This is a messenger RNA of Rotaria socialis, 2328 nucleotides long. Lineage: Eukaryota; Metazoa; Rotifera; Eurotatoria; Philodinida; Philodinidae. The record is from the annotation of a GenBank genome assembly.